AAUUAGGACAUUAUAGAUUAUGUUUGGACAGCUAUGGCACUAGUUCCGGGAUCCACAUCCAGCCCCGGGUCCCAGCAGUCCUCUCUGCGGCCCUGCUGCCUCCAUGAGCGGGUCAGUUCAGCUCUGUGUCACACGGGGCGCCCGCUCCUCCGCUGCUCGGUUUGUGUUCCGGGUGAUGCUGCUCUUCUCUUCAAAGCAAAGGAAAGUCAGGGGCUCAUGUGUCAACAUCCAGUCUUUCCCUGGGGACUUGUAACGUUAACGUUAUUCCAAAAAAAAAAACCCUGAUGCUCCUUUGAAGACUGCUUUAUUUGUUUGAGCUCGUGCAUCCUCGGAGGCAGCGGGUUUUCUGACCGCAAAGACCAGAAGACGAUCUUCGGCUCGUGCAGCUUUGACGUUAGCUAACGUUAUUUUAAACGAUGACAGAGUACAAAGUGCGAAUAGCGUCUCCACUCAUUUAAUAAUAUCUGGGGACCUGUUAGCUUAGCCAGCUAGCCUGGUAAUUCAUUAGAGCAAGGAAACGCUGCGAAACACACUGCUGACAUGAUGUUUCCUCAAUCAAGGCACUCGGCAUCCUCUCAGUCAGGUCAAGCUCUCAAGUUCACCACUUCUGACUCCUGUGAUCGCAUAAAGGAUGAGUUCCAGUUCCUCCAAGCACAAUAUCACAGUUUGAAGUUGGAGUGUGACAAACUUGCUUCUGAAAAAUCAGAGAUGCAGCGUCACUAUAUCAUGUACUACGAAAUGUCCUACGGGCUGAACAUUGAAAUGCACAAACAGGCUGAAAUAGUGAAGAGACUGAACGGGAUCUGUGCUCAGGUGCUGCCUUACCUGUCACAAGAGCAUCAACAGCAAGUCAUGGGUGCUAUAGAGAGAGCCAAGCAGGUCACACCCCCUGAGAUGAACUCCAUCAUACGGCAACAGCUCCAGGUGCAACACCUGUCCCAGCUUCAGGGCCUGGCCCUGCCUGUGACCCCACUGCCCCUGGGUCUCACUCCCCCCACCCUGCCUGCCGUCUCCUCCAGCUCCGGCCUGCUCUCCCUCUCCUCCAUCCUGGCCAACUACUCGCACAGCCAGGCCCAGGGGGCGAAGGACGACAAGGCUCGGGACGCCGCAGAGAGAGCACCGCGAGGAGAGGACGGAGACAAGUCUGAUUAGUCAACACAAAAAAGAAGUAGGGAGUCAGUGACAGAAAGGUAAAACUGUAAAUGGAGAUUGAUGUAAGACUGGUUGCCUGUCCGAUGAUGUAGAUGAGUAACUGCAGGGACAAUGACGAGCAGAGGAGGUCAAACUUUGUGAAAGGGCAGAGGCAGAAAACUGCUGAAUGGAGAGUGAGAGUUAAAUGUUCUUAUUUUUAGUGCUAAUAGGCUCUGUUCAGGCUUCUAGACUUUACAUAGAUGCUUUUUUUAGUGUAAGCCACUGUUGUUAGACUUAACUAAGAUCAAUGUUUUCCCAUUCAGAGUGAGAGCUGAAGAUGAGAGCUAACAGCAGUGUCCCUACAUGCAUCUGCCUCACACAGGUUUCUGUUUUUUUCUUCUCAGUUUUUUUUUUUUUUUCUGUCCUGUUUUAGUCCAUAUGGUUGUUUUUUGUCUUCCUGGCCCCUGUCACAGUUAGCAGUUCCCUCCUCUGAUUACCCUCAAAAGCUACUUCACCUUUUUUCCAAAAUGAAAUAUGUUGACUGGCUGUUAAUCUGGUGGUUUUUAAAGGGACAAUUCACUUGUCAACGCAUUAAUCAAAGAUAACCCUUCUGACUUUUUCUAUUUGAUUUGUGUAGAGACCAACCACUGGAUGUGUGACUCUAGGCUGUGUUCCUCAAUCUAUAAAAGGGGAUUUAAAAAAACUAUAGUUUAUAAAUGGUGGUAUACACAUAUUUAAAGUAAAUUGUGUCCACAAGCUGAGGCACCACAUGGCAUGGACCAACACUUGUCUUUGAAUGAGAGGUGGUAAUUUGGCUUUAUUUUGUUAUUUUCAUGAAGUUUGAGUCUAAUCAGACAUUGAAAUUGUGGCUGUUUGCUCGAGUGAGUCUGAUCAGACAGAAAAAAAAAAACACUUAUUUUAAUUUUUUUUUCCCUCUUAAAGCACCUUUUGUAUUUCCCUCCUGCUCCUGCCCCUCCCUUAAAUUGACCAAGACGAACUUAAACAGGACCUAAAUUAAUAAUCAGACAUUUUAACAUGUAUGCGUACUGUAUUUCUGCAAGUUAGCACACUUCAGUUUAUGCGCUUGUCUUUUCCUGUCUUGUUUGAGUUUUGUGGGGCUGCCAGGGGAGGAUUUAAGCCCCCAGUUAUGGGUUUCCACUUUUUAUUUUUAUGAAGAACAUGUCAGAGGUGAGUUGCUGAAGCUCUAUAAGCAAUGUCACAAAUGCUCUAUCUAAAAGAAAACAUUUAGACAUGACCACAUAAAGUAUUGUUGCAAGAUAUGGUUUUAUAAUUUGAUGAAUUUUUAGAAUAAAGCUGUGUCCUAAUUCCACACUACAUACUAAUAAUGCAGCAAAUACAGACUAAAGGCUUGAUAAAAGUUUCUUUGUACAAAGGCAACAAAAAAAAAAAAACACAACUUGGAAUGAAAAUGUGAGCAUUUUCAAUAGGGUCCUCGCUCCAAGGUCAGUGCUCCAGUUAAUCACAUAGAGCAUAUUUGAUUUAGUAUUAAUGUUGAGAUUGAAGCUGAAAUCAUAAUAUUAGGUCUUAAAUAAUUUUGCCAAAUUUGGCCACUUCUGAUUCAAGUAAGACCAGAAGAAGAAUUUUGAACAAUAAUGUACAAUAACAACAAUAUUAGUUAAAAUCAAACAUAACAGCACCUGUUUUUGACACCACAACAAAGAAAGAGAUGCAUGAUUUUGAAUUUUUGCCUAUACGCAGAUAUUUACAAACCCAUUUUAGCCAAUACUAAUAAUGAUACCGAUUGAACACACUUUGAAGUUUAAUGACUAAGGAUGAACAAAGAAAAAAAAAUAAACUGGCACAGGUCCACUGACCCUGCCUAAAGCUCCAGAAACUGUACAUACAGCCGAUAUAUCAGUUUUAAAUAUCAGCUGCGGAUAACGAUAAUUAACUUUAUAAGCCAGCCUAUCCCAAACUUCAGUAUGCUGCAGCCCAAUUUGAGACCUGUUAAUUUCCCUGGGGCCUCCGUACGACCACAACAUGAGACGCAAACAUUUACGUUUAACUCAUCAAAUCUUUGUUCCAAUUCAUUAACAGGGAAUUGCUUUUCCAGUCAUCUGACUACUCAAAGUGAUUUUACACCCCGGGUCACACCCACCCAUUCACACGCUGAUGGCAGAGAUUGUUAUAAAGAUUGGCUGUUAGCUAAUCAGUCAGUCGCAUUCUUACACAUUUACAUGAAAACUGGGGUUAAAUGUCUUGCCUAUGGGCACAUCGACAUGUUACUGCCAAAGCUGGGUAUUGAACUCACAACCUCCCGAUUGCAAGAUAACCAACUCUACCUACUGAGCUGCAGUCACCCUCACAUUAUGCAUUGAGUGUUUGUGGAUUCACACAGUACAAUUUACAAGCCACUGUCUUUUAUUUAGUUUUAAUCAGGCAUCUGCAGAGACAGAUUUUCUUUUGUAACAUUCACCUCUGUAAAUGAACUUUGUGGCUCAGAAAACUCUUCCCAAGUAGUAUUUAUGUCUCCAACUGCACUGAUAAAUGAUUAAAAUCAAGAAGUGAGCAGUGUCAUAGUAUUUUUUAUGACGUGCCACCAGUUAAUCUAAGACUAGUUAAACUGUGACACCGGUGGUACACAUAAGACCAAAAAGAAUAACAAGAUGGCAUGAGUUCAAACUUUUGGCUUUUUUCUGAGACUUAAAAUACUGUUGUGUAAUCAAGUAUUUUAUGAUCAUUUAAAGCAUGAUAAUUAUUUCUUUUUAGUAAUUGUAAAGCCCGUUCCAGACUGUUUUGCUGUGCGUGCGUGGCUGCUCUGGCUCCUGCUGGUUGGCCCUCAUUUCCCUGCAGUCAAAGCCUGUUAUUCUUCUUAAGUUUUACCUCAAGAAAUCCCUCUACAAGUGACUUCAUUCAGUGUAGAGUAGAAGCGUGUCAGAAACUAUUCAAAAUAAAAGCAUUCUGUUCAAACAAAGGAAGUUUCUCCAAAGAAGUGCUGAACUGGACUUUUACUUUAAAAGCACAAACCAGAAAUGUACUCAUACUGUGUUUAUCUUUCCUGAGAAAUAUUUUACAGGUGUGGAAACAGAAAGCUUUUCUAAUAGGAGUGACGUGUUUCAGGUGUGUGAGAUGCGCACAUGCAGGCAGUCUGAAAACGCUAACUUUUUAACAGCCAGACAAACUAAUCAAGCCAUGCUACAGCCCAGAUGAACAUCUCCUAUGUCCAGUCUUAAACAGACAUGAAGACUUCCUGUGGACUACCUAUAGUACUUCCCAGCCCACACUUUGGGAAGUUCUAUUAUAAGAAAGUAUCUGCCAAUACUGAUAUGCCAAUAAUAUCAUGCAUCUCUUGUAAUUUCCUGUUUUCAGCCAUGAAAAAUUGCAGACAAACUUCUGCAUGUUGUCUAAAUUGCACUAGUAUGUUGCUAAUGUUUCAGUUCCAGUCAUUUUGAGUGGAUUUAUUUGCCCUUAUGCACCUUUCUUGUUAGAUUUUUUUAAAGCUGUAAAAUCUUUUUUGAUACUAUUUAUCAUUGAGAUAACAUUGAAUGGUGUAUUAAAAAUUAGUUAAGUUUGAAACAUUUUGACAACUUUACUCCAAUAUUUAAUCACUUAAUGACUCUUUCAGGGGAUGCUUUCUGAAAGCAUUGAAAUCCCCCUUUAAUUCUAUAAAAAUACCCCAAACUUAUUUAUCUAUGAUAAAAAUAGCUGGUGAUUAAUUUGACUUGAUAAAGCAAACUUCAGUCGUGGUGCUCGGUUUAAGUCUGAAGCUCCUGUGAAUUGGUUAUGGUGACCCCUGUGAACACAGCAGGAUGAUUGAUCUCGUGUUUUUUGAUUAAGAAAAGUGGACCUUCCUGCUCUAAAUGAAUAAAUUGUGUGGAACAACAAAAAAGGCUGUUUUUCAACUGAUACCUACCUAGAAACAGGUGAAGCACCAGAUCUUUAGAAUCACUACUUAAUUGGUUGCCACUGAUUAUUUUCUUAGUAUAAACUAUGUUCUUUAAUAUUUAAUUCGUUUAGAAUGUCACUCAUGAUGGAGUUGGACACAGCUGUGUUAAAACGAGAGAUUCAUGUUUCAGGCAGCAGAGGGCACCAUUGUUUAUUUUUUCUGAUCAUCACUAUGAAGUUGCACUCAUGGCACUGAUGCCCACUGAGUGUUAAGAGGGUCCAGGUCUUUUUCUCCUCACCUUAAUCUCCCCGUUUAUCUCUUUCCAGUCUCUCUUUCUGUCCCGUCUGUUGGCUGAGUCUGUGCAGCUCUCAGCUGUUUCUCCCUGUGAUGUGAGUGCUGUGCAGAGCUUUGACAACCCACCUUCAAAUGUCUGAGCAUGUCCCUGAUAAGAGCUCCAACUUUUUUGUUUCCCUUUCUUUUUUUUUUCUUUUUUUUUAAAUUUGAAAAUCAAGUUGUGUCUCACUGCGCUUUUUCGUUUUUUUAUUUCUGUGCUAGUUUUGGGGAGCUGAAGAUUUCCCCUCCCUUGAGAUUUGACCUUAACGUAUGGAGCGUGAGAACUCUUUACGUUGACGUCAGUCUCUGUAGAAAAACCUCCUUUGGCAAAUAUCUCAGACAUAUGAAUGGUAUGUGUGUUUGUUUUUGCUGUGAAGGGCCAAUUUGUAUACAUAUGAAUAUAUCAAUAUACAUAUUUUUUAAAGCAUUUUUGUAUGUUUCAAAGCUGCUUUUUAACGUGUGUGUAUCAUGGAAGAUUUGGUGUUGUGCGUGUGCUUUAAAAGCCUACAGUUAAGAGAGGCACAAUGUUGUAUACCAUAUGUCGUUUUUCCUGUUUUUUCUCCCAUUCUUCCAGUAGGCAGUAACACUUAACGUUGUUUUCUAGGUUUGUAAAUGUUAUAUCUUUUUUGUGCAAAAACAAAAACAGUUUAACAUGUUGAUGAACACAGUCUUAUUUUAAGAUUCGUGGGGCAAAAAAAAAAAAAGUAAAGAAGAAACUGUGUACUCGAAUGAGAAUGAAUCGACCUUUUAGCAGUAAGGAAGCUUCUCUGGUGCCUUACAAAUAAAAGACGUGAUUAAGA
This is a messenger RNA of Cheilinus undulatus (humphead wrasse), 6111 nucleotides long. RefSeq names its product TLE family member 5-like. Gene Ontology annotation, molecular function: transcription corepressor activity; protein binding. Gene Ontology annotation, biological process: regulation of DNA-templated transcription; negative regulation of canonical Wnt signaling pathway. The record is from RefSeq and is a predicted model, not a curated record. Bases 541 to 1152 code for a protein of 203 amino acids. The transcript has 7 exons. Lineage: Eukaryota; Metazoa; Chordata; Actinopteri; Labriformes; Labridae. Gene Ontology annotation, cellular component: nucleus; transcription regulator complex.